AUGUCAUCAAGGCACCGAAGCACCCUCGCUGGGCCCAUCCUUCGCGUUCGAACCGGGUGCUUGACAUGCCGCGGCCGCAAGAAGAAGUGCGACGAGACGAAGCCGUGCUGUCGCGGCUGCCAACGCAACGAGUUCGAUUGUCAAUGGCCGGCCCCGGCAACCCGUAGGAGGGAUCCGGCACGGGAUGAAGCAGCACCUUUGCCCAGUGCCGCGCGGCAAAGGGCUGGCACCGCCGCUGCUGCAUCUCGGCCCUCCAAGUCACCCGAGGCAAACACAGCCGUUGCUCCGACACCACAAGCAUACGACGAGACGCCGCCGAUGUCAAGAUCCCAGCCGACGUCAUAUGCUGCUAACGGGAGCCAAGAGGACGACAUCCUUGGGCCUCUUUCUGCUCAUGAGAGCCCCGUCGAUUUUGCUGCGGCACUGGACCCUCUUUGUUUCCCUACCGCUUCAGACGAGUGUCACGACAACGAGCUUCUGGACGACAACUUGGUCGCGCCACUAAGCGCACUACCGAGCCCUGGGGUUCAGGUCCCGAGGCAGCUGUCCUUCUUGCCCGGGAUCACUGACAGCAGCUCGAUGGACUUGCUGAGCCACUACCUAGGCGUGAUGACGGUCAGCAUGGCCAACGGGUCGACGCCGGAUAACCCCUUUUGCGUGCAGUUAAUCCCAUUAGCCUUUGGCAGCAACUUUGUGCUGCAGCUGCUCCUGACGCAGAGUGCCGUUCAUAGGGCGUCCAAGUGUCUGAGCAGUGGAGACCGGGUCGCGAACCAAUACUACGGCCGGUCGAUUCGUCUAUUCCAGCGAAGCCUCUCGAGCUUUAUUGGCGGGCAGACGCUCGAGCAGAAGCUCACGAUGGGCAUCGGUGCACUGAUUCUAUGCUUCAUCGAGACAGCGAAAGGCGAUAUAAAUGGCGCCAUCUUCGAUCACCUCAUGGCGGCCCAGCCGCUUUUGCUUCCAUCUUUAACUCUCCGCAGCCGAAUACCGAAAGGCCUUCAAGAUUUCUUGACCGAGUAUUACGUUUAUACGGCAACGUUGAGCAUGAUCUCCAUCGACGCUCGCGUAAAUGACCAGCUGUUCCUCAGUAGCGACCUGGUACCGCUGGCGACAGAUCUAGUAGCGGCAUCCUAUGUCGGUAGUCUGUGUGGUUGUUGGCUAGACCUACUACUCUUGAUACCAUCAAUAUUCGAACUCGACCGCCGCUUGUUGUCUCAUACAGAAGACCCGAGUUGGCGACCCUCGGCGAACGACUUUUUCACCUGGACACCGAAUCUGGCAGUCAGUUCUGAGAUUAUCGUUCUCGCCGGCUACGUGUAUCAAAAAGCAGUGCUGUUGUACCUGUACACAACGCUCUACCCUCUCUCACAAGACGAUGGCGACCGUCAUCGCGAUGAUGACGAUCUGUCAGUGACAAUGACCCAGGCGGCCUUAUCUGAAGCCCUCGCGAGCCUCGCACAGCUGCCCCCGAACGUCCAGGUCAACACAAGCCUCUGCUGGCCGAUCGCCGUAGUCGGCUCUUGCGUGGUGGAUGAGGGACAGCGGAGUUUUCUUCGCGAGCGACUCGAGCACACGUUCUCUGCUAUUGGGCUAGGGAACAUGCGUCAGACUUCGGUGUUGCUCCAGCACAUAUGGGACGAUUGUGAUAAAAAGGGAGGAGGAAUCGUCGACUCGGGACCGUGGAGCAAAUGCCGCGUGAUGAACGACCGUCAACUGUGGAUUUCGUUUGCUUGA
Colletotrichum phormii is the source of this 1731-nucleotide messenger RNA. Its product is annotated as fungal-specific transcription factor domain-containing protein. Gene Ontology annotation, molecular function: transcription cis-regulatory region binding; zinc ion binding; DNA-binding transcription factor activity, RNA polymerase II-specific. NCBI's taxonomy places the organism in Eukaryota, Fungi, Ascomycota, Sordariomycetes, Glomerellales, Glomerellaceae. Bases 1 to 1731 code for a protein of 576 amino acids. The record is from RefSeq and is a predicted model, not a curated record. Gene Ontology annotation, cellular component: nucleus. The transcript has 3 exons. Gene Ontology annotation, biological process: positive regulation of transcription by RNA polymerase II.